Polypterus senegalus (gray bichir) is the source of this 1289-nucleotide messenger RNA. Its product is annotated as calmodulin-1. The record is from RefSeq and is a predicted model, not a curated record. The transcript has 6 exons. NCBI's taxonomy places the organism in Eukaryota, Metazoa, Chordata, Cladistia, Polypteriformes, Polypteridae. Gene Ontology annotation, molecular function: calcium ion binding. The coding region runs from base 149 to 598 and encodes 149 amino acids.
UUAUAUAGGCAUAGGCAGAUGAGCUCAGCCCGUCACUGCUGACUGGAGUUACAGGCGAAGGUUUAUAGGAUUCGUUCUGAUACCUGGCGGCUGUGUGAGCGAGAACGUGAAUUAGCUAGUCCAGCAAACCCAUCAAUAACCGACAGACAUGGCUGACCAGCUGACUGAGGAACAGAUUGCUGAAUUCAAGGAAGCUUUCUCCUUAUUUGACAAGGACGGAGAUGGUACCAUUACAACGAAGGAGUUGGGAACAGUAAUGAGAUCACUUGGCCAAAACCCAACAGAGGCAGAGCUACAGGAUAUGAUCAAUGAAGUGGAUGCAGAUGGUAAUGGAACUAUAGAUUUUCCUGAAUUCUUAACUAUGAUGGCACGGAAAAUGAAAGACACAGACAGUGAAGAAGAAAUUCGUGAAGCCUUCAGAGUAUUUGAUAAGGAUGGGAAUGGCUACAUAAGUGCAGCUGAAUUGCGUCACGUCAUGACAAACCUAGGAGAAAAAUUAACAGAUGAAGAAGUAGAUGAAAUGAUCAGAGAAGCAGAUAUUGAUGGAGAUGGACAGGUCAAUUAUGAAGAGUUUGUACAAAUGAUGACUGCAAAGUGAAGUCCUCCUCUUCUUACCUUUUCCCUCUUAGAAAAAAAAAAAAUCAGUUGACUCUUACCUCUUGCAAAAUGUUCAUUUAUUCAUACUGUUUCUGUAUAGAAAACAUUGAAUGUUGAAAAAUUCCUUCUGUCCACAAAAACUGCAUGUAAUGGUUGGUGGUCAUGUCCCUAAAGAUCAGUUAAGCAUCAAUUAGUAAUAACUAUACUACCUUCAAUACUAAAGCACUUGGAGAACUCUAAAAGGUUCCCGUUGCUUAUAAUACUGUUUGGGCUGGCCAUUUUUUUUCAUGCAUGCAGCUUGAGAGUUGAGCACAGUCUGAUGUAUCAAAUGUGCUAAUUCCACUCAAUGUUGUAUUGUGGGUAUAGUACAACUUGUAUUUGGUUUUCCUGAGAAUGUAAUAUAAUAAAAGCAAAAUGGCUGCAGUUGUAUUGCCACGUCGAAAGUGGAAUGGAACUUUGAAGAGUGCUCAAAACAAAUUCAUAAAACACAGAAAUAAAAACAGAUGGCAUGUGGGGAUUUCAAAACUGUUACUUUGUUCUGCAUUGCACUGUGGUGAAAGGAGUGUGAGGGUUGUGACUAUUCUCUAAGUGAUCUUCAGUGAGGGAAACAUCCUAAAUUUCGCAUUUUUAUCUUAAGUUCUCAGUUAUGACAUGAAAGUGUAAAGUGAUAUUGUAUAUCAACAAUACAUAUA